GCUGGUUUUAUUAUUAAAAGGGACAGAGAGAGGAAAAAAAUGCAAGGCUGUUGGAGCUGCAUUGUUUUAGAUUAACAGCAGAGAUAGAGAGAGAGAAGAGGGAAGAAAUAACGGCAAUGUGAGUGAUUUGGUGCUUUAUUUAAACCAGCAAGAGCUUGUUUUGUGUUUUUUUGGGGGGGCAAAAGAAAUCCCACCCCCACCCCGGUUAUUUGAAGAUGUCAUGGCAGAAGCGGAUGCAACAACCCCUUACGAGGAAUACGAGUGCAAGAUCUGCUACAAUUACUUCGACCUGGGGCGCAGGGCGCCGAAGAUCCUGGAGUGUUUGCACACAUUUUGCGAGGAGUGUCUGACUACCCUGCACGUCAGGGAGGACCGGCCAUGGCGAAUCGCCUGCCCCAUCUGCCGGCACAGGACAGCCGUGCCCGAUUACCGGAUACACAACCUGCCCAAUAACACCAAGGUCACUGAGGCUUUCCCCCUGUACGUGGGAGCGGACCCUCUGCCUCAGGACGCCUUGCCACCGACGCCCCAACUGCAGAGGUUGAACCAGCAGCCUCACUCCCAGCAGCAGCAGCACCAGGCUCCACAGCAGCAGCAGCAGCAACAACAGCCCCGCUCCAGCGCUUCCCUGCCGCCCGAGCUCGCCACCCCUUCGGCGGCCACGGCCACUCGCCAGUCCCGGGGACCCUCGGCUCCUUACGAGAGCUGCCAGAACUGCAAGCGGGCCGCCCUGACCGCCGGCUGCGUCUGUGUGGUCUUCUCGUUUCUCUCCAUGGUGGUGCUGCUCUUCACCGGCCUGAUCUUUGUCAAUCACUACAACAGCUCGCCGUCUCCGGUCGGCCCCAUCUGCCUGUCGGUGGCCAGCAUCUUAGCCUUGUUCUCAGUGGUCGUCACGUGGGUGAUCUGCUGGCUCAAAUACCGCCCCGACAGCAAUGGCCAAGUGAGCAACAACAGGGCAGGGACCACUGCCUCCUCUUCAUCCAGGAGAACCACUGAACAACUGGGAUGAAAUGCGGAUUGUGGUACUGCCAAACGAACCCCAAGUGGGGAACCACAAACAAUCCCUGAACCCUCUUUCCUGUGCGUGCUUUCAUCCAAUACUGUUGCAUGCCGAGACGAAAGGAAAUGAUGCAGUUCACCAAUUCCUUCAUUCCAGUCCUUUUCCUUUCCAUAUCACAGGACGAACUUCCUUCGACUCGUGUAGCUUGUGGGCGCAAUAACUAGUAAAUGUGUAUCCCAAAAGCUUUCCAUGCCUUUACUCAUAACAGAUAUUGUGUGCAUCGUCUUGUGUUGAAGUGUAUAUGUUCAAAUUGCACCAUAAGUGAACCAUGCAUCGUUAAAUUUUGAUAAUGAAUAUAUGUACAGUUAAAGCAAAACUGAUAGAUGUGGUUGUUUAAAGUCACGAAACUGUGGGUUUUGGUUUCCUGACUGGCAAGCCGGAAGGAUGUUAGGGAGACUUGGCGAGAUAAAAGGCUUUGGAAUUUGAUUGCUAACAGUCUAAUCAGCCACUGAUUUCCCUUGUAGACAAUGGCUCUUUUUCUAGAAAGACUACAGACUAACCAAGGACAAUGGUGGUCGGGAAGGCCCUUUUUAAAUCCGAGAAGAAGUAUUUUAUAAAUAGACAUACUGUAGUUCAGUCCAAUCAAGUCAAACAGAGAUUGUUGACAAAUGUGAGAAGUGGUUACACAAAACAUUAAAGGUCACUGAUUCAGACAAAAACAUCCACAUAUCAGAAUCAAUCCAUUUAUGUGCAUUAGUCACUAGUAUUUGAUUAUUUCAUUAAUAUAACUCACAUAAGCACGAUUGUCUCACUGACAGUCAUAGAUAUGUUACAAAAACAUCUUCCGGAGGAGCGUUGGGUAAGACAACAAAAUGUGUAAGUUUUGAUCUUAAAAAAGAAAAUAGUGAACAUAACAUGGAAGCUGGAGUUAAAGCAAAGUAUUAAGGAUACUGGAAACCUGAGGUGCAAAGUGCUGGAGAAAUUCAACAGGUCUGGUGGCAUCUGGGGAGACAAGAGACAGAGUUAAGGUUUCAAGUCCAAUAUGACACCCUUUCGGUUCCGGAGCACUUUCUAUGGUAGAAGUUUGAGUUAUGUUCAGGUUGGUGUGAAAACAUCCAGGUAGAUUUAAAUCAAUAGAUAACAUUAAAAAGCAAGUACGGUAAUCGGAAGGUACAAAUAUCUGUCGAGUACCUGACAAAUCUGCUGCAAGUAACUCUGACAUGGCAGAAUUACCUUAAUUUCUCGGAAUCUUUGGAAACUUAAAAGGGUAGCACGUGACCAAGCAAAGGCGUUCUGGCUGAAUGUUUGCAUUUAGGAUCUGUGAUUUUUAUUUUCUGUAAUGUGGUGGGAUCAUUUUCAUAAUUGGCCAUCACUAACAUUAAUCCAGUCUGAAAUUUUAGUUCGUGCUAAACUGGGAAAGGAAGUCCAAAUGCAAGUGUUAAUAGUGAAGAAAUUACUUUCAGCUUAUCCCCCAUCGAAAAGUGUGCAAGUUUAAAAACUCAAAGAGCUGCCUAAGUGUACACUCACCAGUGAUUGGGCCAUUGGCUGAGGAUCGUUAUCAAACCAAUCAGACGGACUCACCAUCCCUGCACUGUAACCUGAGAAGUGACUGUCUCAUAAAUUCAUUAUUAUUCAGGACCUUUUGGACAAUCCUUAAGAAAUAACCCAUAUUGGGGACUAAGGCGAAACCAACGCGUUUUCCACAUCGAUAUUUUUGGUAUAAAGAUUGGUUUCCCCAAUGGCUCCGGGAAUUUAUUCAAAGGUUGAAAUAUUUACACUUGAGUCAGUUGAGUUUAACCAGGACAGGAGAUCGUCUUAGCACUCCGGGGUUCAGGGCAGGAAAGAGAUUCAAUGAUCCUAGUUGUAUUUACCAGCAACAACCCCUCCCCCCCCCCCCCUUGUCGAAUUAGUAAGUGUGAGACAGAGAUUCCAUGUCGGAAUCUAUCAAAAAUAAUAGAUUGGCCAUUUGGACCCGGUAGUGCAGGGAACUUAUCAACCCGUGGAACUAGCUGGGGUGGGGUAGGAAUAAAGUAAAAUAUUUUAAAAAGUGUCCAUCUCUAUCCAAACAUGUGCAUGUUAGGCGGAUUGGCCGUGUUAAAUUGCCACACAGUGUCCAAGGAUGUGCAGGUUAACCAUUGGGAACAUGCGGGGUUAACAGGAAUAGUGUAGGGAAGUGGUUCUGGGUGGAAUUGAGGGUCGGUGUGGACUCGAUGGGCCGAAUAGCCUACCUCUACACUGUAGGGAUUCUAUAUCACAUCAGUUUCUUAGAUAUUCUUGGAACAUCAUGAAAUGUCUUGAGAUGAUACUCUGCAGUGGGAAACCAGCCCGUUUACCGCAAUGGUUUCUAAUUCCCCUUUGCCAGUUUAACGAGUAAAUAACACAGCUUUAAAUAAAAAAAAGUCUUUCCCAUAAAGUUGUGGAAAGAAGAUUCCCAGGAGGAUGUUAAACAUUUACAGGCGGGUUUCCAAGUUUCAAACCAGCGGCGUUUUGUUUAACAUUCUGAGCAAAUAAGCCUUAUGCAAUAUAGAGACAAUGACAUUCAUAAGUUAACUGUCGAAAAGUGACAGUUUUUUUUUGCAGAAUCUUGCAACUUUGUAUUUCUAUGUUCUUCCUUGUGAAUGAGUAUCAGUGACAUCAAGGGGAACUGAGUUGAAGUUGACUGGAUAGAAGCGAAAUUUAUGCAAAGCAUUAUUCUCAGUUUUUAUAGUUCUUCCCCUCUUGUUUCGUCGUCUUCGAAAUAAUAGCAAUGCUCAUUCUAAAUGUGGAUGAUAUGAAUAAAAUGAUAUUUGCCAUACUUUGAUGUUAGCCAAACCCCACACUCCCAUAUAGAGUGAGUAAAAGUGUUAAAAAGUUUGCACUGCCGCUGUGUUAUACUGUAACAUUUUUUUUCCCCGCAGGUUGAACUUUAGAAUUGUUCCGGUAAAGAAAGCCGUUUGAAUUUUGUUCGGUAAAGGGGACGAUUUCGUUCAGAAAUAUCGCGGAGACUCGUUUGUAUUUGAAUCCAAGUACAAGUGAACGCUUUCUGAUUUGUAAAUGGCUUAGGAGUUUUUGUAUUGGGCAGUGUUUGGUGGUAGUGCUACACUGGUUUAGUCCAGUGUGACAACUGCUUUCAGACUGAGUCUAGAAGUGGGUGUAACUGAAAUAUUAUUGUAUCAAAUGAGUAAUGAUUGCACAUAUUAGAUAUUUUCCGUUUCUAAGUAUAAAUGUCAAAUCUGUGUAACAUACUAACCAGAAACAUCAUACAAUUCAACAUCCAGAUUGAAUCUAGGCUGGCCUAGAUGGCUUUUUUUUUAAAAUAAGAAAAUUUUCCUCUCUCUUCUAUUUGCUAAUUGUAUGAGGGUUUCUUUGCUAAUGCUACUUUUUUUUCAGUUAGCCAGAGUAACUGGGAGUAGCGAGGUUCACGGAAAUUGUAUUGCUUGGAUAUUUUCAACUACACUGAACAUUAAAAUCUCAAAUUAUUAUCAAGAA
Messenger RNA from Hemiscyllium ocellatum (epaulette shark), 4468 nucleotides. RefSeq names its product E3 ubiquitin-protein ligase RNF183. The record is from RefSeq and is a predicted model, not a curated record. The coding region runs from base 221 to 1009 and encodes 262 amino acids. Gene Ontology annotation, biological process: protein ubiquitination. NCBI's taxonomy places the organism in Eukaryota, Metazoa, Chordata, Chondrichthyes, Orectolobiformes, Hemiscylliidae. Gene Ontology annotation, molecular function: ubiquitin protein ligase activity. The transcript has a single exon.